Messenger RNA from Lodderomyces beijingensis, 1470 nucleotides. NCBI's taxonomy places the organism in Eukaryota, Fungi, Ascomycota, Pichiomycetes, Serinales, Debaryomycetaceae. The record is from the annotation of a GenBank genome assembly.
AUGAGGUCAACUGAUAUAUGCCCUAUAUGCGUUGGAGGUGAAGAUCCGCAGGAGUCACUGCAGAGCGUCACCUGGAUCCAAUGUUCUCCGUGUAAGCAGUGGUUCCACGCACUUUGUUUGAAAAUUCCCGAGUACGAAAUAGGGAGGUUUGUAUCGUAUCACUGCGCGGAAUGCACCAAACAACACGGACCCUCGGUGUUGAAGCGAGAGUCGAAACGUGCCAGAAUUUCAAUCGAUUAUGUGGCGUUGAAUGAAGGUGAAACUAUAGCCAUCAACCGGUCGUCUCAUUUCCAACUACCCAAUUUCCUCCAGUUUCAGAGCCAACCAGACAUUGAUAUUCGAGAAGAAAUUUCGAAGCAGGAUGUGCUAUCGACGCGGAUGAACAAGCCGGUUCUUAUCCCGAAAGCUAACCUUGAACUUGUCGGGAUGAAGUUGCCACUUGAACGGUCGGAAAUAACCGUGGACUAUAUUGCCAAAUGUUGCGGUGAUGACACCCCGGUGGAAGUGAUGGAUGUGGUGUCUCAGCAAGGUGUCUCGCCUUCGUGGAAGUUGAAGCAAUGGAGAGACUAUUUCAACACCGAGGAAGCGCACCGGGACCGGAUAAGGAACGUGAUUUCGUUGGAGAUUUCAAAAGUUGACGAGUUGGGCACGGCGUUUACGCGUCCACAAGUGGUGCGCGACUUGGAUUUGGUUGACAAGGUAUGGGACCCAAAUGAUGACCAAGAACGAAGCAAAGUGACCAAGUAUUGUCUCAUGUCGGUCAAAAAUUGCUUUACCGACUUUCACAUUGACUUUGGCGGAACUUCAGUCUACUACGCCGUGCUCAAAGGGUGCAAGACUUUUUUGAUGUUCCCCCCAACUGAUGAGAAUUUAGAGUUGUACACUUCGUGGUGUUUGGAACCAAAGCAAAACUUUAUCUGGUACCCGGACCACACAAUUGUCAAGAGCAGUGGAGAGAAAAUUGGCAAAAAAAAGACGCAAAAGAUCCUGCCUCGUGGAGGAUUCAAAGUUACUCUCCAACCAGGCGACUUGUUCCUCAUUCCAAGUGGGUGGAUCCACAGCGUCCACACUCCACAGGACUCGAUAGUCAUUGGCGGCAACUACUUGACCUUGAAAGAUAUGAAGAUGCAGCUCAAGAUAUAUGACGUGGAGAGGAAAACCAAGGUGCCGACCAAGUUCAGGUUCCCCAUGUUCAAUAAGGUCAUCUGGCAAAGCGCGGCGUACUACUACAACCACCAAUCUCAAUUAAUUGAGGAUUGCGGGGAUUGGGCUGUUGCUGUUGAAGUUAUCGAUGAAUGGAUCCGCCAUCUAAGCGACCAUUGCGAACUAAGCAAGACGAACCAGGCUGCCCGUAAGGGUAUACCAGAGUCAACAGUGGGCAAACCACUGGAGUUCCUUAACCUGCUCCGAGAAUGGAAAAGAGUAAUCCAUGCAAAAGAAACAAGAAAAGAAGAAAAAAAAGAGCACUAG